AUGGGAGGGGAGACGAUGAUGAAUGAGCUACCGAGCACAACGUGCCUUUCCUCUGAGCUCUGUGACGCUUUUUCAGAGUAUCUGGAGCGCGCAUACCCACACCCGGGACCCUUCUCAUGGAAUAAGACUGCUCAGGUACUGAGUGCCUUCACUGGCGUCUCUGUUCACUUCAUAACGACCGCACUAGCCAGCUCAGCCGCAUGCGAGACUGCCACCGUAUCCAAAGCUGAGCUGCGCUUGGCUCUCGAGGCACUGAUGCGCAUCGACGGCGAUACCGAUGCGUGGUGGGAGUCCCCAGAUGUUACGAUGGAGUUCACAGGCCCAGUGAACCAAGAGGCGAGGGACGCGGCAGACUCGAGAGCAGAUAUUGGGGUGAAAAGUCUCACCUCGGCGCAUGCCCGCUCGCACCGUCCUUCGCCGCCGAACUCGACAUCGAGGGAGGGGCCGCCUGACAGCGAAAUGGGCGCAGGAUCGAGACAGCCAUCGCUUCGCCCCACACUGAACAGCUGGGGAAGUCGGGGCAGUAGACUCUCAGAUACCUGCUCUCUUCCCGGCGUCUCGUUGCCCCGGCCGCACAACACCGCAGCGUCGAUGGAGUGCGUAGUGGCUGCGGCGAUGGGAGAGCUGGAUAUGUUCAUCGAGGACGAGCAGUGCUCGAUUCAGUUUCACCCAGGCCGUCUGUCGCUUCGCUUUUCCAGCGAAGUGCCGAACGAAGCAGAACGCUUUGGCGCGCUCGCUCAGCAAGGCCGGCGAGUUGGGGAUCGCUCCUGCAGCCCUUCUCCGGCGCACCCAGCAGGCGAACAAGCGGUGCGCCCCUCGUGUCCACCCAUCGCACCCACGUUGACUCUGGCGGAGCUGGACCGUUUCGUGCACCGUGGCAAGACUUCCAAGGUGUGUAAGCAGUUUGUGCAGACAGGCCGCUGUACGUUUGGCGCACGCUGCCUGUAUCACCAUCCCAGUACAGCUGCAAUGACGCCGAACGAGCUACAUGCCGUUCCGCGACACCUGCCUGAGGAUGCGCCGAAGCCAGUUGGCUCUUGCAUAGCCAGUGCUACUGCGCGCGGUGCGAGUUUACAUCGUUCACUGACUGCUCCGAUGCCUGGCAGCUUUUUGAAGGAUGCGCUGUCGAGGUCCGCCUGGCUCUACGUGUUUCCCGUGCCGCCCAUUACGCCGACCUACUUGAGCGAGGAGCAGGUGGAAGCGGCGACUAUGACGGAGCGAGAAAGGGAGGAGAGUUGCAGCACCGUUUCUCCGCCUUCUCUUGCAGGAGCUGCUCCAGCCGCACUGUUGAACUUGACAGUCCGCCCGUCUGGUGUACAGGCUCCGCUGGCGCAUUCCUUGCUGCCCCAGAAGGGGUCCUCAGCGCGUGCGAUGCCGCAGUCGACACCUCCACUACUGCCGGUGUGA
Molecule: messenger RNA, 1407 nt
Organism: Leishmania braziliensis MHOM/BR/75/M2904
Lineage: Eukaryota; Euglenozoa; Kinetoplastea; Trypanosomatida; Trypanosomatidae
Exons: 1
Coding region: 1-1407 (468 amino acids)
Cellular component (GO): U12-type spliceosomal complex
Molecular function (GO): metal ion binding
Source: RefSeq, a predicted model, not a curated record